Messenger RNA from Aspergillus neoniger CBS 115656, 859 nucleotides. RefSeq lists its product as uncharacterized. Bases 81 to 557 code for a protein of 158 amino acids. The transcript has a single exon. The record is from RefSeq and is a predicted model, not a curated record. NCBI's taxonomy places the organism in Eukaryota, Fungi, Ascomycota, Eurotiomycetes, Eurotiales, Aspergillaceae.
GUUAAGGAGACAGGUGGCAUGAUAAAGACUCCUUUUGCUUCUUUCAUCUCACCUCACUACCCCUGCAAAGAGCUGGGUGCAUGCUAUCUGGACAUUUACUCAAGCAUGAUGUUACGCUGAAGUACUUCCACUGCCGGACCCCUGUGGUCCACCCCCAAUGCCCGGUUUGGCGGUGGAGAUAUGACAACAUAGUCACCUCCAGCUACAAAGUACCGCUCUACAGAGUACUGAAUGCAAUCAUAUACUGUGUACUGUUUCUCAUCUAUCGCCUGUACCUUCGAACCCGGGGCACGAUGAUUCAUAGGCUGGAUGCUGCUACACACUCGACAGUGGCACUAUCCCGCCGAGACCGUGGUGCAACACUGGUGACACGAUUCGUACACAGCAAGUGGCGCGGUCUAUCUCUACCCCUGUUCAAACAGCAUCCCAGUACAACCACUUCAUCUUUCAACGAAAUUCCCAGGUUCAAUGAAAGUCUGGACUAUCACAAGAUCCAUGGCGCCACCAUGUACACCAGACACGAAGCCUUCGCUAGUACUAGGCAAACACCCUGCUAGCUGACACCCGUCCACGUUAACCUGCCAUCAAUGCUCGGAGACGAAGACACGCAAUUCAGCCUACUAAAAAUUUCACUAACAACCAGAUGCCCAUAUUCCCACUUCUUGCUGAACCCCCAUGUCCCUGUUACUAUCAUGUGUACAUCUCCUCUGACAUCGCAUGAACCACUCAACCUUUCCAUCCCCGUCUUAUACCCUCUUCACCCAGCAUCUUCCAACGAGCAAGCCCGGCUAGCUCAAUCGGUAGAGCGUGAGACUCUUAAUCUCAAGGCUGCGGGUUCGAGCCCCGCGUUGGGCUGUUC